Staurois parvus is the source of this 300-nucleotide messenger RNA. Lineage: Eukaryota; Metazoa; Chordata; Amphibia; Anura; Ranidae. The record is from the annotation of a GenBank genome assembly.
AUGAACACCAUGUUACUUACACCUUUGUGGUGCCUACUUCUUAUCUCCCUGCUACCCCCAGCUUUUUGUAAAGAAGGCAGCAAGAAGUUACAAAUUGGGGUGAAGAAAAGAGUGGAAAAUUGUCCCAUUAAAUCUCGUAAAGGGGACACCCUCAACAUGCAUUACACAGGGAAGCUGGAAGAUGGCACGGAGUUUGAUAGCAGCAUACCCAGAAAUCAACCUUUCACUUUCACUCUAGGCGCUGGACAGGUCAUCAAGGGCUGGGACCAAGGUCUGCUAGGGUAUGUUGUCUGGCCAUGA